GUACAAUCUCCGAACUCAAUUCUUGCACAAGUUUUACGUCAAACCUUCGUGAUGGAGGCAUAGCCUGUAUCAACUGUGGCGAUGAAUAGAAGACGUAGACAGGUCAUUUAAUACGGCUUGUAAAGUGGACCGAGUUAACGCACUACAUCAUGAAUGUCACCGAUCCCAGCACCCUAGUAACUGCCUCAGGGAACGUACUCCCUCCAUUCAAUGUAUACACCAUGAUUGGGCCAGUAGUGCUGGGCGCGCUCGUUAACGCCUGCCUCUUCGGCGGUCUCGUCGUUCAGACUUAUGUCUAUUAUGCAAAUUUCCCCAACGAUCACCCAGUGAUGAAGCUCACGGUAGCAGCCAUCCUUGCAUCGCAGAUUGCACAUCUGAUUUGUGUAUCAGCGACAUUGUGGAAUGUUGUUGUCAACGGCUACGGCAACCCUCUGACACUGUUGAUCUUCCCGCUGGGAGCAGACGCGACCAUCCUCUUCACUGCAAUUACAGGGGCACUGGUAGAGUCAUCCUUCGCGUUUCGGCUGUGGAAGCUUUCGAAAACACUUACUCUGCCCCUUAUCUCGCUGGCACUCUGUUUAUUAGCUCAGUCUAUCGCGCUCGCGAUGGCAGCGAAAGCUUUCGCUAUGACAAACCUUGUGACAUUCGAAACCGACGAAAACAGACUCAUCAUACUUGCGCUCACCUCGCGUCUGGUCUGUGAGUUGACACUUACCCUGUCCAUGGUGUGGUACCUGAGGAAGCAACGGUCGUCGACAUUUUCAAGGACAACGACCAAAAUUGACCGUUUGGUUCUGUGGACUCUCGAAACUGGCCUUAUAACUAGCCUGGUCGUGGUCUUUGUCAUGAGCUUCUUCCUAGCAACGAAGCAGAAUUACAUAUGGAUUGGAAUAUAUGCAAACCUUGCAACUGUCAAUGCGAACUCGUUGCUUGCAUCGUUAAACGGCAGAUUAAUCAUCCGAAGCGUGCCAAACGACAGUUUAAACAUGAAUACUCUGAGUAGUUCAUCUGGUGGGCGUAGCCGCAGAACUCAGUCUGUUGUGAUCAACGUCACGCAGACAAUCGGAAGCGCUCCAGGUAUUUUCAAAUACGAUGAAGGCGAAGUUUAGGUUCGAGAAACUGGGGUAGUGACUACAACGACAAUUUAUGCGUUAUAUGAUGAAGCUAUUAACCAACUACCAUUCGCUGAUUCGGAUGCACGCACGGGAACAUCGAGAAACGUAGAGCCAAAUGAUAAUUUUCUUUCAAGGAGUCCUCCAAAAUCCUGGUAGCUCGAGUUGCCCAACUCACCACGAAUAUCAUUUCAAUGAGUGUCAACUGCUCGGUCUCAAGCCUUGGCCGUCGGGUCGGCUAUUCAAGA
Suillus subalutaceus is the source of this 1360-nucleotide messenger RNA. RefSeq lists its product as uncharacterized. NCBI's taxonomy places the organism in Eukaryota, Fungi, Basidiomycota, Agaricomycetes, Boletales, Suillaceae. The record is from RefSeq and is a predicted model, not a curated record. The transcript has 12 exons. The coding region runs from base 150 to 1109 and encodes 319 amino acids.